GCAGACACCAACAUUUCUGUCAGGAUUGCCAAUUUUGGCGCUCCAAGCCACAGAACCCAAAGAUGGCUGACCUUCCACCAUGCAGGCUACGUCUGUUCAAGCCACCAUUCUUCUCCACUGGCGUAGACUGCUUCGGGCCCUUUCAGGUGAAGAUAGGUCGACGUCAAGAAAAGAGAUGGGGGAUCUUAUAUAAGUGCUUGACAACCAGAUGUUUACAUCUUGAUCUCCUUGAACACCUAGACACAGACGCUUUUCUCCUGUCAUUACGACGCUUUAUAGCCCGCAGAGGGAAGCCCUUUGAGAUAUUAUGUGACAACGGCACCAACUUCACUGGAGGUGAUCAUGAGUUAAGAGAAUCCUUUAGUCAAAUGACACCUGAACUUCAGACACAACUGGCUAAACAGCAGAUCCAGUUUCGCCAUAUCCCACCUAGCGCCCCUCACUUUGGCGGUACAUGGGAGCGAGAGGUGAAGUCAGUUAAGACUGCUUUACGAGUCAUUUUACGGGAACAAUCCGUGCCUGAAUCUGUGCUGCAAACAUUACUAGUGGAAGUAGAGGGCAUACUCAAUUCCAAGCCACUUGGCUAUGUUUCGUCGGACAUUGCAGACCCAGACCCUGUGACCCCGAACAUGUUACUCAUGGGACGCCGUGAUGCCUCCUUACCACAAGUCCUUUAUGACUCCAACGAGCUCUUGGGCAAACGCAGGUGGCGACAUAGCCAGGUAUUGGCUGAUCAGUUCUGGACUGCUUUCAUACGCAGCUAUCUACCAGAACUACAGGGUAGACAGAAAUGGACAUCGGAUGGCAAAGGGUUGGCAGUAGGACAAGUGGUGCUCCUAAUUGACCAUCAACUCCCACGAGCACUAUGGCCUGUGGGUACCGUGACAGAGACCUAUGCAGGAGCAGACAAGAGGAUUCGGACAGCUAAAGUCAAAGUCAAGGACAAAACAUAUCUGCGUCCUGUUGUGAAACUGAUUCCACUUCCUCCAAAGAGGGAUGGGGAUAAAGACACUUUGGAUGGCCUUUCUUAAGGGCUACAAUUAGCCUGCGGGUAAUUGGGGGCGGCAAUGUCAGAAAGACCAUAGGAACGGAAAUUAAGAAACCGUUUCUGACGGACUGAUAUUGUAGUUGUUACUUCCAGUAGACUGAUGCAAUAGCCAGCUCCAGACGUGCGAUCUCCUUUAUUGUUCAAUGUUGUGCGUUCAUGCAAACAAAUGUGAGUAAUCAUGUAAAUAUUUAAUUAACACUUUGUAGUUAUAAUUGUGAAUGUCUGGCGAUCUGUGGAAUGUUUUAGAGAUGUGUAAUGACGAUCGCGAUUUGACCGCAAAUAGGCGCUAAUUUCCAUAAGACGCGUUAGUCUGAUCACAUUGAACACACCUGUUGUUGUAUUUCAUGCUGCGUCAUGCCUGUAUUGGAGUUUACAUAUAUAAUAUUAAUAUAUUAUCUGAUAGUUAAAUAUUCGUUUGUGAUGAGUGAAUUAAUCAGUUAUUGAUAUUUUGUGAGUUAAUUUGCAGUGAAUAUAUACAGAUGUUGUAUUCAUAUUGUAUUCUCUUGAUCUGUUUAACAGACCACACACAACGCAAUAACCUAUGUCAAAUACUGCCAUUUGAUCCAUCACAUCUUCAGAUGAUGUUGUAAGGGAUAUCACUGCUUACCUGAAAGUACUAUUAAAGAAAAGCUUGAAAGGAUUCACAUCGACCAUGCCUGAUUCUCUAACCGGAAUCAAUGUACAUAUUUGUCCGCCAGUAGAACUGAGAAUUUAACAAGGUUGACAGAGGUGGUAAUCUGCAACAACUUCCAUGCUCUAUGUCUUUGUUGAACUAUCCAAAAUUUGAUUUUGGGCUGUUUAGAAUUUAUUGUUCACAAAUCUGUCUUGUGCAAGUUUCUCUCUGUCUGUGUUUUAGGUUGAAGAUGGCCCAGAGAGGUUAGCCUUACAGUUGCUGAUCUAGAAGCAUUAGGCAAGAGUGUCUGAGAACUAUGAGAGAACUCCCAUUAAUGGGAAUCAAAAGGAAACCCUGAAAUCAUGUUUUAAGGAUGGAAUGACACGAGUUGGUUCAGAAUUAAUACCAAGAGCUGCAUCAGCUACUGGUUUGGACACCAGUGUCGUAGAAAUAAGAACUGGAUAGGUAAUUACAAAAGAUCACAAAUGACUAAUGCUUCGUCUGAGCCCCGGUCAUCAAAGGCCAAAGUUCACAUUAGAGAGCUGUCGGAUUACAAUCUUUUUUAUAGGGACAUAUUCAAAAACAAAGGCACAAUGAAUGAUAUUAAGGGCAGGUGCGCCACAUUGGGGGAAGAUGCAAAGCAGAAAUAAAUUCAAGAGGCAGCAGCACUGAGGGCACAUGGGCAGGCGCAGGACCUAAACCCUGAGAUGGAGGCAAUUUGUGCUGUGUCUGCCGCGUCCAUUUUGAUGAUAAGAAGAAGAAUGCAAGAAAGAAGUGGCAUUCAUGGUCUCAGUGCACAGUGUGCCAAUCAUGGUCACACACAGCAUGUGGCUUUAAAAAGAACAUGUGCCUUCACUGCAAAUGUGAAGACACCAUGCUAACACCCUGAAGAUGUAUCUUGUUCCUUGUUUGGGUUGUUUUUACUGUGUUGACGGCCCCCAACCCAUCCAUACAAACACACACACACAAUACAUACAUAUGCUGCAAAUUUAUUGUAAUGACCACACUUCACACGUAUUAUUGUUGUUUGUUGGCACCAUCAAUGUGUUCUCCUUUAUACAGGACUUAUGUGGGGACCAAUAAAGUUAUAUUGUACUGAA
This is a messenger RNA of Carassius auratus (goldfish), 2761 nucleotides long. RefSeq lists its product as uncharacterized. Gene Ontology annotation, molecular function: nucleic acid binding. Lineage: Eukaryota; Metazoa; Chordata; Actinopteri; Cypriniformes; Cyprinidae. Gene Ontology annotation, biological process: DNA integration. The transcript is spliced from 5 exons. The record is from RefSeq and is a predicted model, not a curated record. Bases 63 to 1031 code for a protein of 322 amino acids.